UUGAACGCGUGCUCAAAAUCCUUCCAAUUUAAGGGCAGAGCGAACAUUGGUUUCUGCCCCGCACAUUCCUUGUUGCCGCCAGUUCCAGGUUCGAACGGUUUGCCAAAAUCGAUGCCCGCACGAAGACGGUUUAGAGUCGAAAGUCGGCGGGCUGUCGGUCGACCAUUAGGUGCUGUGACGUUCGACUCGUUGGCUGACUGUGGCUGGGGAUCAACGGAGACAAUCUUUCGGGCGGGUCCCCGCACACGAUUUGAUAAUGGAGCAGCAGCAGACAACGGCAUCACAGCAGCAACAGUCAGCGCAAAUGGCUUCCACCAGCCCGCAGUCGGGUGGAAGUCCCGGUGGAGCGGGGGGGUCGACCACCGCGCCACCCCCCACCGUGCCAGCGGUAGCACCACCGUCGACGCGGAAGAAAACGGGCAAGUUUCUUGGCUCGGCACUGAACAUCACCAAUCGGUACCGGGCAAACAGCAGCAGCCUGAGCAAGGUGAGCCUUGCCAUUACGAAUCUAAAGGUGAUCCAGAACGUACCGCUGCCGCCACCGAUCAGUGCGAUGAUUGCGUCGGACAUACCGCCGGUCUGCAAGUAUCUGCCGUCCUAUCGGCUCACCUCUCGGAAUCCGUUCAAUCGCGAGGCGUGCGAGGCGAUACUGCGGGAAUCGAUGGACAAAUCGCUGCAGGGUGUAGAGUACAGUUCGUACUUUGCGCCCUCGCUCUGUCAGCAGAUCUGCGAGGACAUCAAGACGCGCGUCAAGGAGCUCAAGUUUGACAGGUAUAAAAUCAUCGUCACGGUUACCAUCGGCGAACGGUACAUGCAAGGCCUGAAGGCAAUCACCCAGUUCCUGUGGGAUCCGGAGAAGGAUAGCUACGCCACGUGCAUCUACGACGCGUCACCGAGUCUGGUAGCUGUCGGGACGAUUUACGCCAUCUAUUUUGAUUAGCUUGCUCUCCCGGACGCUUUGCAACGCAGCGUGUGGAACGUCAGCAGCAGCAACAGCAACCGUACGAUGGUAUACCGUACAGGGAAUAUAAUUUCUGCGAAUGCCUGCAGACAUUCCAGACAGCUUGGCAGCGAUGCGGCAUCAGCCAUCGGGUGUUCACCUAAUGGGCGCGUGUGCAUCGUCCUGAAUUAACCGAAGCAAUAUGAUCCAAAAUCCUCCGACAUCAGGGGCUCGAAGGAUUUAUCAUCCAUACUCUGCUAACUUGUGCAAUCGUUCCCCGAAGCAGUGAGGAGAAAUAUAACUAUUGUUGCUAUCGUU
Molecule: messenger RNA, 1258 nt
Organism: Anopheles arabiensis
Lineage: Eukaryota; Metazoa; Arthropoda; Insecta; Diptera; Culicidae
Product: dynein light chain Tctex-type 5-like
Exons: 3
Coding region: 257-940 (227 amino acids)
Biological process (GO): microtubule-based movement
Cellular component (GO): cytoplasmic dynein complex; cytoplasm
Molecular function (GO): dynein intermediate chain binding
Source: RefSeq, a predicted model, not a curated record